Messenger RNA from Desarmillaria tabescens, 753 nucleotides. RefSeq lists its product as uncharacterized. Bases 89 to 649 code for a protein of 186 amino acids. The record is from RefSeq and is a predicted model, not a curated record. The transcript has 3 exons. NCBI's taxonomy places the organism in Eukaryota, Fungi, Basidiomycota, Agaricomycetes, Agaricales, Physalacriaceae.
CGCAUGUCCUCUUCAGCAGCUCGUUGACAGGACGGUUAUCAAACGGUCAACGUAUGUCUCACCGAGAUUACUUGUCGUAUCCUUGGUGAUGAACGUGUACGUCUUGUCCAGUUGGCGUUUUCUGUAUUAUGUCAUAAUCAAUUUGACGCCAGCGAGCCACACAUGUGAAUUGGCGAUUAUUUCCAAACCUUUCCCAUGCUGUUCCUGUUUAAUUCAACCUGUUUUGAAUGGACUAGAGAUAUUCUGUGUUUUUCUUGUCUUUCUUAACAAUGUCGCGACGCGCGUCACAGCGGAUAAUUUUGGCGCCGAGACGUGUAAGCCGAUCGUCCAACCAAAUUUGACAUCAGAGCCUUCCGCGAGCCUUCCUAUAGGAGACGGCAGCUAUUAUAGGAUCUUAUCUUCGCACGGAAGGCAAGAAGAGUCGAAGUUAUUCACAAGCUUCUCAGGCGUCUUUCGGCCAAAGAGUGCCGCGCUGGAAGCUCCAUCACUGUUUAAAUUGCGUUCCGCCGCACAUCCGUGUGGCGUGCCGAGCCCAAUACCCAGGGUUUCUGGAUGUUCCCUGGGGAGUCUCCUUUCGAUAAAGUAUACUAAAUCACUUUUUCUUCUGAAGAAAGCUUGCUAUUUUGGAAGACCAGCACCUCCUUGUUGAACGUUCCCGGCGGUAAGAAAGGUCUCGCUAAAUCAUAUUCGGACCGGAUCACCUGAUACAAUUAAGCGGAACGCUUUCCCGUUCUUGCCGCGACGGUGUCUCUC